Molecule: messenger RNA, 6793 nt
Organism: Hypomesus transpacificus
Lineage: Eukaryota; Metazoa; Chordata; Actinopteri; Osmeriformes; Osmeridae
Gene: ppm1aa
Product: protein phosphatase, Mg2+/Mn2+ dependent, 1Aa
Exons: 6
Coding region: 435-1589 (384 amino acids)
Biological process (GO): positive regulation of canonical Wnt signaling pathway; protein dephosphorylation; positive regulation of canonical NF-kappaB signal transduction
Cellular component (GO): nucleus; cytosol
Molecular function (GO): magnesium ion binding; protein serine/threonine phosphatase activity; manganese ion binding
Source: RefSeq, a predicted model, not a curated record
CCUGCAACAUCCGGGUUCUACUCGAAUUCUGUUUGGCUCUCACCAGCUAGCUAGGUGGACGCUGUUAGGCUGUCAAGCUGAAGCUGUCCAGUGAAGGCUGGGGCUAAACGUCUCGGCUUGACAAUAUUUGGCCAUAACAGCUCCGGCCACAGGUUUCAGGGAACAGCCUUUCAAAAACACUUAACGUCGCUAGCUUAGAUCAAGUAAUGCAUCCCUGGUUUAUCCACAACAGGGAGUUCCGCACUUUCACUGAUUGUAUGCACUGAGAGUCUGAAAGCUAAAGCUAGCUAGCUAACGUCAAGAGCAGCAAACUCCAUCCAGUUCGUCGGUGCCUCUUCGACCAGUCUCUGUCGCGUUCACGGCUUCUUUGCUGUUAACUACAACUACAAAACCAACCUUUCCGAUUUAGUUUUUAAGGUGAGAAAGGGUUCGGAAUGGGGGCGUUUUUGGACAAGCCAAAGAUGGAGAAACACAAUGCCCACGGCGAGGGCAACAACCUGAGCUAUGGCCUGAGUAGUAUGCAAGGUUGGAGGGUGGAAAUGGAAGAUGCACACACAGCUGUCAUUGGCCUGUCUCGUGGGUUGGACCCCUGGUCCUUCUUUGCUGUCUACGAUGGGCAUGCCGGCUCUCAGGUGGCUAAGUACUGCUGUGAGCACCUGCUUGAGCACAUCACCAGCAAUCCAGACUUCCUGAGCGCACUGGAGCCGGAGCCUAACGUGGAAAGUGUGAAGAACGGCAUCCGUACAGGCUUCCUCCAGAUCGACGAACACAUGCGCACCAUCUCUGAGAAGAAGCACGGAGUGGACAGGAGCGGGUCCACAGCGGUCGGGGUGAUGUUAUCCCCCGGUCACAUCUACUUCAUCAACUGUGGAGACUCGCGGGGCCUCCUCAGUCGCGGUGGCACGGUCCACUUCUUCACACAGGACCACAAGCCCAGCAAUCCCCUGGAGAAGGAGAGGAUCCAGAACGCCGGAGGUUCCGUCAUGAUCCAGCGAGUCAACGGCUCCCUGGCGGUCUCAAGGGCCCUGGGAGACUUCGACUACAAGUGUGUGCACGGCAAAGGUCCCACGGAGCAGCUGGUGUCCCCGGAACCGGAGGUGUACGCCAUCGAGAGGUCCGAGGCGGAAGACGAGUUCAUCGUCUUGGCUUGCGAUGGGAUCUGGGAUGUCAUGGCCAACGAGGAACUGUGUGACUUUGUCAGGUCCAGGCUGGAGGUGACGGAAGAUCUCGAAAGAGUCUGCAAUGAAAUAGUUGACACGUGCUUGUACAAGGGAAGUCGGGACAAUAUGAGUGUUGUGCUGAUCUGCUUCCCAGGGGCCCCAAAGGUAUCUCCAGAUGCUGUGAAAAGGGAGGCGGAGCUGGAUAAAUACCUGGAGAACAGAGUAGAAGAGAUCAUAAAGAAGCAGGGAGAUGAAGGUGUUCCUGAUUUGGUUCACGUGAUGCGGACAUUAGCAUCAGAAAGCAUCCCUAAUCUUCCUCCAGGGGGAGAGCUUGCCAGCAAACGAAGCGUUAUUGAAGCAGUGUACAACAAACUCAACCCCUACCGAAGUGAUGACACAGACUCGGCAUCCACAGACGACAUGUGGUAACACAGCACCGUACCACUAACACAGCACAGUUUACAAACCAACACCCCUCUCAAGACCCACAGCAGCUGACCUCAGCAGUCUGUCAAGCAGCACUCUGGGCGUUCCAUUUUUAAGAAGGGAAUAUGAUGGGAGGAGAACAAGGAAGAGAAGCACACACACUCACACAAACCCCUACACACAUCUGGAUAGUGCAGCACCAGUCUGUUAUGGAGUUCAAGAUCCCCCUCCAUUUUGUCUCACCUUUGUUUUCAUCCAACUGCUUUAACCUAAUCCACAACUAGCAAAUCCAGCAGGUUUUCUUUUCUUAAAAAAAAAAAAAAAAAGGCUAAAACAAUAAUAUUUUCUUGUUUGCUGUAAUUAAUUUGAUUCACAUUUCCUUGUGUGUUUGUAUAUUUGUGUUUUUGUGAAGUGCAAUUGUCCUGUACAAACAGCCUGUAUUUAAUGCAGCUUGAAUUUAAGUUAAAACAUGAAAGAAAUGAAAAAGAGAACCUUUAUGCACUAUCUGCCUUUUCCUGUUCUUCUGGAGUUCCAACAAAUGUCUAUUCAGUGAAUAUUACUGUUUGUCCUCCAGGCUAUUUGUCUUUCCGAUCCUGCUAUUUUUUUGUGUGUCUUUGCUCCUUGAAGAAACGGGUAAAUUGUAUAGGUUCACAGCACAGUAAGCUCUCUAAAUCAAACCAUUUAAAUCCUAAUUCAUUGUCAUUUUUAUCCGCAUCCGUCAUUUUUUGUUGAUCCUUUAUUUUUGUUGUCUUUAUAUGGAUUUCUGUGCACGUUGCAGUAACUAUUGUAAAGGGUAUCUUUGUCUCAUGGAAACUUGGAGUGAAAGUAUCCCUUUCACCUCCUGUAAGUAGAUUGCAACAUAGUAGUUAUCAGAAACACUGCAUGAAGAAAAAAUUCACCAGACACCUGUUAAGACUUGCUGUGUUUGUCUGCAUGCACGCGUUAGUAUGUGCUUGCAAACGUGUGUGGGUGCGUGCGUGUGUGUGCGCGUGCGUGUGUGCGUGCACAAGUGUAGGUAGCUAACCCUGCAGUUUGGUAAGUCAGUGUGCAGCUUGGUAGCUUACGUUUGCUAUGGUGGUGCAGAUGAUUAACCCCCAGGGGCUAAGGGGCACACCCCCUCAAUAUUUCUCUCUCUUGCCCUCCAUUCUGUCUUUCCAUAUGGAGACAAUACGGCUUCUCACUGGCCUUCCAAAAUCUUUGGAUAACACAACUACUCUGCAGUGGAAUGAUGGAGUUGGCGUAAUGCGGUCUCAUAUGCCAUGCCCACCUUGUAAUGUCACUGAAGACUCAAUCUGCGCACGGUGCGUAGCAGUUGAUGCUAGCUAGUCACAGUCAUGACUACUCUCACUUGUGUCAUGAUAAUUAUAUUGAAUUUAGGCAAAUGUCAAUUGUCACAAAUGCCCAUGAUGGGUGCCAUAUGACAGCAUAUUUCAGCUUUAUGACCUCCCAUGCCAACCCCUUUCAUGAGAUUUAGUGUAUUUUGUAUUUUACAGAUUUGGUACACAGUACAAGUGAUAUAUUGUACAUGCAUGCUCAGCUAAUCUGAUUUUGCAUUGUGCGGUCCUGACACUGAUCGUUAAAACCGUGGCUACCAGUCUGAUCGCGCUAAGAAACUUGGAUUUACUUUGAACUUCUAACUGGUUCCUCCUUUUUUUUCUCCUGGUUCCUCUAGUUGUCAAACCGAGAACAAAUCCACUAAAUGCAGUUGAGCUGUCCUGGUUGUAUAGCACCUUUGAUUCCCAUAGUGUUGUCGGUGCAGAGACAGCCUCACUGCUGUAGGAUCCAGAGCACAAUACGAUUUGCUGCUAUAGUGGUUGAUUGUUGGGUUGAUUUGCGUUCCCUUUCCCCCCCUUCUUUUAAAUAAUGAAUUGUCUCUUGACUAAAUCUGUAUUUAACACUUGGCUAUAGAGAGAAAUGGUUUUAUUUUAGUUUUGUUUUUGGAUUGUCAAGAAUGCUUUGUAGCAAAUUGAUGUAUGUAUAUAUUUUUGACCUACAUUUUCAAGGAAUAAAUAAUGUUGCUUGAGUUAGAAAUGCAGUGGGCUAGAUAACUUUUGUUAAUUUUUAUUUUUUCCACAACAACAAAAAAUCUUUCAGUUAGCUUGACCACCGUAGAGACGGUAUACACAGGUGUCCCUCUGAUUGUCAUUAACUAUUUUCAAAGUUUGUCUUAUUUAUGUAACACACAGGGUAAUAUACUGAAUAUAACCAACUGACAAUCUAAUAAUUUAACAUCGGCAACAAGCUAAUUCUAUGUUGUCUCCUGAAUCUGGAUCCCUAAUGGUUAUUAGCAUUUACGUCCCUCAGAAAUGUUAGAUCCAUUUCAAUACUCUAAUUAGUGCCCAGUUGCCAUGGCUAUUCUCUAUGGUAAGGUUUAAAGUGACGAUCAAUCAUAAUGUUUAUGCUAAAUUUAAAUAUUUUUUAACAAAAUAUGAAGAACAUAUAAAAUUGACUUUUGGAGGUAUGAGGGUGUGUUUCAGACUGAGUUGAUGUUUUGUGAAUUUGUCAUUUCGACAAUUGAUGUAGCCCAGAACAUCUUAAAUUACUACACUGUCAUAGUGCUUGGUGCCACUAGUGAAUGCAAUGUGGGGAAAGAGAUUAACGUGUGUUCAAUAGAUAGUUACAGGUGUCCUUGUUGAUAUCAAAUUGAGAGAUGAGAUAGUUAAGCUGGUAGCAAAGCCACUCAGGCUGUUUAAUUUCCAUGCUCCACCCCCCCCCCCCCCCCCCCCCCCACCCUACGCCACAUACUUGUGUGAGGAGACUACAAUUUCAAAACAUGGAGGCACCAAAGCUCAAUAUACGCAAGGCCUUUAUCAGUUGCAGUGGCUUGGAUAUUCCCUUGAUGCUUUGUCAACCUCGUAAGCUAAAGUAUUUUUGUGACAAGAGUACUAUGGUGUGUUAAUAUUGUCAUCAAGUACCUACUUAAGUAGUUAACAAGUUCAUGAAGUUAACAAGGGAAAUCUUUCUCACGACUUUCAAUCUUUCAGACUACUUUGACUGUCAUUUUUCCUUUUUGAUAUCUAAAAACUGGAAAUGAACCUAUUUUUUAUAAUUAUUAUCAUUUUUCUGUAGGUAAGAGAAAUUCUAUUCCAACUGCCUAGCUGUAGUUUUUUGCCACAGUGCUUUUGUUCGGUAACAAAAAGGUCAAAAUUGUCAAUCAACUGCUUGCAUGUACUGUAAACUUGCGUAAAGAUAGUGUUUGUGACAUUUAGAUGAACAUGCCAUGCAGUUCAUGUGCAGGUUCUCUUCUGCAUGUAAAGGGCCAUAUUCUGAUUGUACAUUCACACACUGUGCUUCACCUUUCCAAUAACUUUCUGCUUCGCAUAGGUUAUUUUACACUGUGGGAAUUGGCCCAACUUGUUGUUUAAUAUGUACUUAUGCAUUUCAUACAAAUUUGAAAUGGCUAGAAAACAUAUUGUUACCUAUCUUAAGUUGGUUAAGGGGUUGAUUGACUAACUUGAUGUUAGUUGGUGAAAUGGGAACAGUCAUGGUUAUUUGCAGUGGCAGUGGUUAUGAUUUCAUUGUAAUAUUGUACCUUUCUGACUUGAGGCCCCGUUGAGUAUCCUACAAAGAUAGUCUGCUCAAAGCAAGCAGAUGUUGUGUCUUUAACAAUGUCCAUAAAACUACAAUACCUCAUAAAGUUGAUAGGAAACAUCUCUUUGGCGUACCUAGUUGUUGUUCUAGACCUUUUAGAAGCGGUAGAUAGUACCCUCCCCGCCCCCAUCUUGGUAGUUUUGACUAAACUGACAGCGGUUGUCAGUUGGUUUGUUGUGUUCUGUCUGUUCUGUCCGUCGGAAUCUCUUCUCAUGUCAACCGUUUUCUCUCCAAGCUGGAUAGAAGUCAUGUUUAUGUACAGUAGUUGGCUGAAGUGUGCAAAUAUGAAAUAUUGAUAUCUAUUAAGUGACCACUGCAAUUGUUAGGUUAUUUUAGAAAAUAGGACAAUUAUUGUCCUCCCCUCAUACUAAAACAAUGCCCCAAUAAUCUUGCUUGUGUUGUUUCCCCCUCUCCCCCCCCCCCCCCCCCCCAUGUUCUUUUCUUGGUAGGAUGUAUUCCAUUAUUUCAAAGAUCUAGAAUUGUAUCAAAGUUCAGGGUUCUAGAUAUGUGAGGUGCGUGACAGAUAUUAGGUGUACUUAAAUGACAAUAGUCAUUUGCACUGAUCGUCUAUAUAAUCAGCUUUUCACAAAAUAUUAUGUUAUUUUUGGAAAAGAUAUCAAGCUAUCGACAGGGUCUGCUCUGACCGGGACCAGUUCUCUGUGUUGACAUGCAGAGUUAAAACUGGUUGAAGUAAAAUAGAUUUGAACGUUUGGGCCCUCUUAUCCUCUAUGUAAUGAUGUACCUCAGUUGUGACGUCACAGCAUUACGGGCAGUGACGGGUUGUGUGAAAGGGGAGACUGAAACACACCAUGUUGCUGACCUUUUCAGCUCAUUAAUAAGCUCACCGAUUUGCCUUACCCAGUCUAACGCUACCCCCCUAAAGUACUUGUUAAAUGGAACACUUUUAAGGGGUGAAAGGUGAUAUUAUGUUCUUCUAGCAAGGAAUAGAUCAAAAAGUGUUUCCAGGUUACGGUACUUACCUGUAUCUACAUUGUGACAUGUAACAUUGGUUGUCAUAUGGUACUUCUCAACCAUUUCUGGUUUGUACUCUUUAUUUCUAUCUCUCUCCCCCCCUCCCCCCCCCCCCCCCCCCCCAUGUUACCUCGUUGAAUCUUGAAAGCUUAUUUCAUUUCUCACUCCUGCAGAUGAUGUCAUUCUUUUAACAAAUGCAAGUGUUUAAUUGGUAACCCUGUAGACAUUCAAAAUGUGCGUACAUACGUUAAUGUCUGCUAUAUUUAUGAAUACAUUCAAGAAUAGCUUUAGACUGCUGUAGAUAAGUAUUGUAGUGUUGAUUCAACUGCUUCUCCGAGGCGUCUGUGAUUGACAAAGUUCAAUAAUUGUAUAUUUUGUAUUAUGUUCUAGCUCCAAAGGACGACAGAAAAAGAAAAUGUUAAAAAAGCUUUGUUCCCUGAACUAAAUUGUACAAUUUGUGUUGAGUUGAUUGAACAAAUUGCAUUCCUUGCUUGUGAAUUGAUGCAUUUCUCUCCUUCCUCCCUGAAUUUCCUACCCUCCCUUUCCUUCAUUCUUUCUUUCAUUUUUUUUUUAGCUUUUAAAGUUUGAAAUAACAUUUCUAGUUUGCAGAAUGUAUCACUAAAUAAAUGGGUUGUUACCUUGUA